Messenger RNA from Eremothecium sinecaudum, 1335 nucleotides. Its product is annotated as protein kinase subunit beta. The record is from RefSeq and is a predicted model, not a curated record. NCBI's taxonomy places the organism in Eukaryota, Fungi, Ascomycota, Saccharomycetes, Saccharomycetales, Saccharomycetaceae. Bases 1 to 1335 code for a protein of 444 amino acids. Gene Ontology annotation, molecular function: protein kinase binding. The transcript has a single exon. Gene Ontology annotation, cellular component: nucleotide-activated protein kinase complex; cytoplasm; nucleus. Gene Ontology annotation, biological process: signal transduction.
AUGUCUGAACAUAUAAAGGAUGUAAGCAUGGAAGAUGUUAGGGAGGCAGAUAAUCAAGGGGAGGACCGGAGGCAAGAGCGCCAGGGGUAUGCUGGUGAGCUUGUAGAAUCUUUUUCUGAAAUGAAACUAAUUGGGGGCGGUAAUGUUCCACACAAUACACUAAGUAAUAAAACUACAAGUACACUUAUUUUUGAUUAUGACGACGAUAUUCCAGUUCCUAAGCGAGAAGAGGCUGGUGGAGAUUUGGGUUCGGCUUCGGAUAUGGAAUCGCUAGACGAAGGAGGCGAAAUGUCUGGACAACAAGGACAGGAAUCUGGUUCUGGUGGUGAACUAACUCCACAGCUGGGCAAUGCUGGAGUGGGCCCUCAGGGGCAGAGCCAAUCGGAACAGAUUUCCCAAGAGACGCGACAGUAUGUCUCCAUGAUGGUUCCAGUACAAAUCACGUGGCAGCAAGGUGGGACGAAAGUUUAUGUAACGGGGUCGUUCACUGGUUGGCGAAAGAUGAUUGGACUUGUUCCGGAUGCUAACCAACCCAACCUGUUUCGUAUUAAGUUGCAGCUGCCUCCUGGGACACACAGGUUCCGGUUUAUAGUUGAUAAUGAAUUGCGGUUUAGUGACUUUUUGCCAACGGCGACUGACCAGAUGGGCAACUUUGUUAACUAUUUGGAGAUAGCGGCGGUUCAGCCUCCCCCCCAGCCGGCUCCGAUAUACGAAGCGGACACGCAGGCGCAGCAACAGCAGUAUGAACAACAGUAUUCUCAGCCGAUCGGCGAGCAGGUACAUCGCGAGGCAAACGAUCGCUACACAAUUGGCAGUGCUCCUAACGAGCAGCAUGUGCGCGAGUCUGUUGGAUCUGCGGCUCGAGGGAGCACACAGUCACGUGAAUUCCAGGGUCUAAGUGCGCGCUCAAAAUUGGCACUGCAAAUAGAAAAGGAACCGGAUGACAUGGGUGAUGGCUACUCUCGCUUCCGUCAGGAAGUGACUGUUCGUCCUAAAUUCGAGUUCACUCAGGAAAUCCCUGCGGUGUUUACCGAUCCUUCCGUGAUGAGUCAGUAUUACCUCACACUAGAUCAGCAACAAAAUAAUCAGCAGAAUUUCGCAUGGCUGACGCCCCCUCAGCUGCCUCCCCAUUUGGAGCACGUCAUCCUCAACAUGUAUAAUAAGACGGCCGAAGGUGCCAACGAAAACACGUCUGGUGCCCUCCCCAUACCAAACCAUGUCGUUCUGAACCAUUUGGCAACGAGCAGCAUCAAACAUAACACUCUCUGCGUCGCUAGCACUGUAAGAUAUAAACGAAAAUACGCAACGCAAAUCCUUUAUGCCCCACUGCAGUAA